This is a messenger RNA of Aspergillus puulaauensis, 687 nucleotides long. Its product is annotated as DUF3245 domain-containing protein. The record is from RefSeq and is a predicted model, not a curated record. NCBI's taxonomy places the organism in Eukaryota, Fungi, Ascomycota, Eurotiomycetes, Eurotiales, Aspergillaceae. The transcript is spliced from 2 exons. Bases 1 to 687 code for a protein of 228 amino acids.
AUGUCUCUUCCAAAUGCUGACACAGAUAUUAUCCUCAACAAGGCCAACAUCGCGCUUGCUCGCAGUCAACGCCUCGUUGCAUCCUGGCUACCCUCCGAGAUCACAGCUGACCAGGGCAAUGUGAAAAACGAUAGCGAAGUCCAAAGGGAGGAGGACAAAAUAUUUACAGCUGUUCCCGAGACACUUGGUCUCGGGGCGCCCUUACCCACAAAAGCUGCAGACGGCAGUUGGAACCGCACUGAGCUCGAUUCCAAUGAUAAAUUACGGAAGCAGCUUCUAGGGAGGAAUUACAAGAAAGUUAUGGCAGAGAAAGCGCGGCAGAAGACCAGUGAUACGGGCCCUGUGCCAUCAGCGAUGAAGAACUCUGCCUCAAAGGGAUCAGUCAGUCACCAACGAGGCGCUGGUGGUGCAGACGUGGACGAUGCUGAUGAAGAUGAUGACGAGGGCCGGGCUGCAUUGAUUGGGCGGAAAAUGUCGUCAAGGAAGAGAAAACCCGAGAGUGAUCCCAUCCCAACGAAGCAGCCGGAGGAUGCAAAUAACGAAUUGAAAAAUGAGGAUAGUGAGAGGCCAAGUGAGGGUAAAGUAGCCGGCCUAUAUCAGCGGCAAAAGUCAAAUAGGAGGGGAAAGGCGACGAGCUUUUUGGAUGAAAUUCUCGCUGAGCGAUCGAAGAAGCGGAAGAAGCGGUAA